GACCUGGCUCAGGAGCAAUCCCGAACUACCUACAGCAUCAAGAUCAAGAUGAACUCGCUCAACUCUACAUCAGCUGAUCUCUGUUUACUGCGUUCACGUUGAUUCAGUCUCGCGCAACACAUGAUAUUAUUUCACUCGGCUUCAUAUCCAAGUGGAUGAUGAUUGGUCCACAUUACAUAAAUGGUAAUGAAGAGCUUACACAGGCCUGAGCUGUUAGUGAAGUUAUGUGAAUAAAGCCUGUAAGCAAACUGUGAAAUGGAUGCAUCUUUGGGUUCACCUCAUUCCUUCUACCCUGGACCUCAUUCCUCAGUUGGGGCAAUGGCAGAGUUGGCUACUUUAACUCGACCUGAUCUGGAAGAUCUACUAGCCUGUGAGGACAAGCUGACAGAGUUUGUGGCAUCCUUACCUCAGAUGGCAGCUGCCAGAAAUCAGUGUGAUCAACUGGCAGCUCAGAAUGAAGCCAUUGCCAAGGCCAGCCUGGAGCGCAGCAGUGAGUAUGAACGCAGUCGUGAUGCCACCAUUAGGAAGAUGGAAGAACUAAAUAUCCUGCGAACAAAGUUUGAGGAAAUGACAGUGGCCCAGCAAGUGGCCUCAGAAAAGUUGGCUCCAGGAAAUAUACAGGAGAGUCUGCUGAUCUGUGCUGUUCAGUCUGAGGAGGAGAGUGAGAAGAUUGCUGAGAAUUUCCUGCAGAAACGCAUCGAUGUUGACGCUUUCCUUGGAGAGUAUUUAGAAAAGCGGAUAGAGACACACCUGAGGAGAUUCAAAGGAGAGAGACUAGGGGCUCAGCUGCAGGAGUUACACAAAGCUGGCUUCUGAGGCGAGCAUAAGGAGGGACUCAGAAGUGAUGUGCAGGAUGAGGGGGCACCUAAAAUUUUAUGCAUCAGAAAUUUUGCCUCUGAACUAUAGACACUGCAGCAUGAGAUCUGUGUUGAGUACAAUUACUUAGUUUUCAUCUAGUUUGUUUGAAGUACCAAUGAUGUGGGGAGAGAGAGAGAGAGAGAGAGAGAGAGAGAGAGAGAGAGAGAGAGAGAGAGAGAGAGAGAGAGAGAGAGAGAGAGAGAGAGAGAGAGAGAGAGAGAGAGAGAGAGAGAGAGAGAGAGAGAAUAUGAUGUUGCUGCAGUAAAUCUCUAAGUUUGCAAUAAAUAUUACAUAAACAUAUAUAAAAUAUUGGUAUAAAUGGUGUCUACAUUUCUGUGUAUGAGAUGCAUUUGUGCAGCAUUCAUAACUUGGUGUUUGAAAACAUCAUUAUGAUUUACUUGCUGUUGUAUUUCAUCCAUAGUCUUAAUAUAUAUAAAAAAAUUACUUUUCUUAAAAAUAUAUAAUUAUUUUAAACACUCCUGAAAUGUAAUGGUCCAUAUUAACAUAUCAUUUGUGAUGUUUGUCUUCAUGGCUUCAUUAUAAUGGUAACUUUGUACUUGUACAAUAUAUGUGAUACACGUUUGUUAUUCUUCACUUAAAUUUUUUCGUUAUGUAAUGAUAAAUGAAUAAUAAAUAAGAAGAAAA
This is a messenger RNA of Scylla paramamosain (green mud crab), 1503 nucleotides long. It is a transcript of the gene Vsp37A, whose product is annotated as vacuolar protein sorting-associated protein 37A-like. NCBI's taxonomy places the organism in Eukaryota, Metazoa, Arthropoda, Malacostraca, Decapoda, Portunidae. Gene Ontology annotation, cellular component: ESCRT I complex. The transcript is spliced from 6 exons. Gene Ontology annotation, biological process: protein targeting to membrane; ubiquitin-dependent protein catabolic process via the multivesicular body sorting pathway; protein targeting to vacuole. Bases 256 to 816 code for a protein of 186 amino acids. The record is from RefSeq and is a predicted model, not a curated record.